Hyaloperonospora brassicae is the source of this 1560-nucleotide messenger RNA. The record is from the annotation of a GenBank genome assembly. Lineage: Eukaryota; Oomycota; Peronosporomycetes; Peronosporales; Peronosporaceae.
AUGUACCGCUGCUACCGACUGGCGCAUGGGCGACCACGUCACGACGACGCUGUAAAGGAGGCGCCCUAUUGCCUCGUGUGUCGUCGAUCGAGCGCCGGCGCGUGGCGCAAGCACCUUUACUCCCGCACACAUCAAGAGGCCGCGCACGGGUUCCUUCUGUUUGAGGGGCACCGACUGGCGGCGCUCGCGCGUGACGCGAACGCAGUGCCAGUUGCCGCCUGUGCCUCGUCGUGGCGCUGUGUCUUUUGCGCCGUUGCAGUGCCCCGAGCCGAUGCGUUGGCACACGUUGGCACGAAGCGCCACCAGCGACGGGUUGGGGGCUUUUGCCGACGGUAUCGCUGCGAUGCAGACCGACAGAUGCGGACCCAACUGUGGCUGCAGACGAUGCAGCCAAGUCGAGAGGUACGCGAAGAUGAACGACGGCACCUCGAGACGGUAGCAAGCAACACAAGUGAUCAGGACAAUCCGUUACACCAAGAGGGGAAAAUUCAUUCCCAGGUGAAGGACGCGACGAGUGAGCGCGUUGCAGCUUUUCUGUCGUCCGCAACGUCGAGACUACAGGAGGUGGAGACCGAGAGAAGGAGGAGACAGGUGGAUGAGUGUUUUGCCACGGCUACUUGCACUGCUGCUGCAUCUCAGCAACAACGACAGGAUGAAGAAGUCCUAUUUGGCCCAUUGAUGGAUCACGCGCUGGCUGGGGAUUGCAAGACGGUCGUGUCGGCUGACGGAGUGGUGCAGAACCCCGUCGGACGGCAUGAAGGUAGACGCGUGUGGGGCGGUGGGAUCGUAAAGCUGCGCAAGACUGAGUGCAUGCUGUGGCCGAUCGAUCGCUUGGUGAAAGAAGAGCAGAGGGAGCAGUCAGCAGAGACGCAGCAGACGGAGACGAGUGGCCACGUCCUUACACAUCGAGUGACUGAGCUCGCUCGAAGUCGAGGAUGUAGUUCCAUUGCCUCUGUGUCGUGGGGUGCUAGCGUCGGAAACAUACACAGUGCAGCCGUGCCGCCAUGGAUGGUGCAGACGGAAGAGGAGUACAAAAAAUGCAAUCAGAGAGACCAGGGGGCGCCAGUACGUGGCAUGGUGAUCAGUCAGCAGCAGCAGAGCAAGGGUCUGACGGAAGCGAAGAGGAGAGACAUCUUUGCAGUGCUUGAGUCGAAGUCCGAGUGUGGUCCAAACUGGCUGCCGAACUUUGGUGGCGUUUGGGAAGAAGGGCCUCGCUCCAAGACAAAGCAAGCGUUUCGAAGAGCAGGAAACGUGGGAAACAAUGUAAGUGCUCGAGAUGAAGCUGGGAAGUUGAAGUGCAGUCCGUCGAACGUGCCGAGGCAGACAUUGACUGCACGCAUAACGCCUGCGAUUUCUCAAAAGCCUUUACGCUUACCAAUUCGACAGCCAGCUGCACGACAACAGUCCGUUGUGGAAGUGAAGCAAGAGGUGAGAACUGCGUCAGCUCGUGAGACGGUGGAUUCGGACGAAAGCAGCGCGUGCGCUCUGGAUGCAAAGAAGCAGUUGCUGAUGGCUCAAAAAGAGCGUCUACGAGCAAGGAUGGCGGCGAGAAAGAGGUAG